Messenger RNA from Ctenopharyngodon idella (grass carp), 2040 nucleotides. It is a transcript of the gene serpine3, whose product is annotated as serpin peptidase inhibitor, clade E (nexin, plasminogen activator inhibitor type 1), member 3. The record is from RefSeq and is a predicted model, not a curated record. Bases 550 to 1800 code for a protein of 416 amino acids. NCBI's taxonomy places the organism in Eukaryota, Metazoa, Chordata, Actinopteri, Cypriniformes, Xenocyprididae. Gene Ontology annotation, molecular function: serine-type endopeptidase inhibitor activity. The transcript has 9 exons. Gene Ontology annotation, biological process: negative regulation of endopeptidase activity.
ACAUGAGGGGAGUAAUAAAUGACAUUAUUUUCAUUUUUGGGUGAACUAACCCUUUAAGAAGCACAAUCGUUUUAAAUUUAUAAUAAAGGUUCACGCGUGACUGUUUUACUGUAUUUCAAAAACAAUAAAAAAAAAUCUAACCAACCCAAACUUUUGUACUUGUGUAAUGACUUCCUCUCUUUAUUGUGUGUGUGUGCGUGCGCGCGCGCCUUCUUCUCGAGUGCGGAUUUGCUGGUCGGGCGCAUGCCUCCCUCUGCCUGGCUCCUUAUAGUGCCGGGCGGGAGGCAGGAAUUCUGACCGAGUGGUACGGACAUCGCCGCCAGAGACCACAAACACGGAGCUCUCUCUUUAAACAAGGUCUCAUGAUCGACAACUCUUUCAAUCAGUUAUCCUGGCGUGGAGGAUCAGGGCGAACGCACGUUCUCCUACAAUUAAAGCAAAGCGCGUGAGUGACAGUGACAGUGGAGCUGAACAUCAGUAGAAGAACCGGAGCAGCUGACACUCAAGGAAUCUACAGAGGACGAGCCGGCAUAUUUUGACCUGUUGAUCAUGCAUCAGCUGUCUGUGACUUCCCUGUUGGUCUGUCUGUGGCUGGUGGAGCGCUGCCAUGGCAACAGUAGCUUGGGCAACAGCCUCAAUGAUCUACACACGCAGUUUGGCGUCAGCCUCUACCAAACACUCACAGAGACAGAGAACAACUCCAAUCUGAUCGUGUCUCCAGCCAGCGUCUCAUUGUGUCUGGGUCUUCUGCAGCUAGGUGCCAGGGGGAACACUUUAGCACAGCUUGAGGGAACUCUGGGAUAUGAUGUCAAUGAUGCUCGUGUACAGGACAUUUUGUCUCGGCCACAAGGGGAUCUGGGCAAUUCCAGUGAGGGGGUGCGGCUUCAGCUUGCCAAUGCCUUAUUUGUCCAGAGUGGUGUGAAACUCCUGCCAGAAUUUAUCCAGCAUGCCUUGGGAUGGGGUAACAGUAGUCUACUGAGUGUGAACUUCAGUAAUCCCAACCACACUCAUAGUCGGCUACAGCAGUGGGCACGUUACCAGAGUAAAGCGGUUGACCAUCUCCAGACAAGAGAGGAGCAGCUUCAGUCCAGCGAGGUCCAGGAGGAAUCCUCCGGGCGAGACAGUUUGCUGCACAUAGCUCUUCUGAGCACGGUGGUGUUCCAUGGUGCCUGGCAGAAACAAUUUCUCUUCACUGAGACUCAGAACCUGCCCUUCACCCUCUCAGACGGCAGCACAGUCAAAGUGCCGAUGAUGUACCAGUCAACCGAAGUCAGUUUUGGGCAUUUCCGACUGCCUUCAGAGCAGGAAUACUCUGUGCUGGAGCUGCCAUACCUGGAUCGUUCACUCAGGCUACUGGUGGCGUUACCUGGUGACCGGAAAACCCCUCUAUCACAGCUGGAAAAGCAGCUCACAGCCCGUGCUGUGGGACUGUGGGAUACUGGAUUAAGACGCACUAAGAUGGAUAUAUUUAUGCCUAGGUUUAAGAUGCAGAGCAGGUUCAAUCUGAAGCCUGUUCUACAAUCUCUCGGUAUCUCUGAUGUCUUCAGUCCCUCAGCUGCUGAUUUCAGAGGCAUCUCUGAUGGGGAAGGGCUUUUUGUAUCAGAGGCUUUCCAUGAGGCAAGAAUAGAGGUGACAGAGGAAGGGACAAAAGCAGCUUCAGCUACAGCAAUGGUGCUAUUGAAACGAUCCCGUUCAGCAGUGUUUAAAGCAGAUCGACCAUUUCUAUUUAUCUUGCGACAAAUUAAUACAGGUUCGUUGCUGUUUAUAGGUCGAGUUCUGAAUCCAGCUGAGAUGUUUUGAGAAGAUCCAUGCAAUCACAACUGCUUCAUGAACUUUAUGAACACACACAGAGAGGACACUUGGCAAAAUCAUACAAAUGUAUAUUAACUCCACACACCCCUCCUCCCUCAUGGUUGGGGGGGGGUCAGAGGAAUAUUUGAGGACCGUUAGGAGGGUCCACUGACACUUCAGGAAGAGGGACGAGACUUUUGUACAUAUCUGUAAAUAAAAUUUUAUUACAUCAGGGUUUUUUGCACAUCA